Conger conger (European conger) is the source of this 1833-nucleotide messenger RNA. RefSeq names its product distal-less homeobox 6a (gene dlx6a). The record is from RefSeq and is a predicted model, not a curated record. Lineage: Eukaryota; Metazoa; Chordata; Actinopteri; Anguilliformes; Congridae. Gene Ontology annotation, molecular function: DNA-binding transcription factor activity, RNA polymerase II-specific; RNA polymerase II cis-regulatory region sequence-specific DNA binding. The transcript has 3 exons. Gene Ontology annotation, biological process: embryo development; regulation of transcription by RNA polymerase II; cell differentiation. Bases 228 to 971 code for a protein of 247 amino acids.
AUCAAGUCUGGAAGCAGGGACUCAAAUUUAACAGAAUCCACCUUAAAAUCUCUGCCCUAACUCCAACCCACCUUCUGCCAAACCGAGUAAGAAUUUCAGGAGCAAAAGGGAGCAGUGAAAUUUGGAGUUAAUAAGACAAUAUAUCUUCGCUGAGAGGGAAAACAAAUAUUGCGAGAGAACCUAUUUGGACUUGAGAGACGGUAAGUACUCUCAAAGCAGAAAAUUUGAUGAUGACCAUGACUGCUAUGGCUGACGGUCUGGAAGCUCAAGACUCGUCCAAGUCUGCCUUCAUGGAGUUCGGUCAGCAAUCUCAUUCACAGCAAAGCUCCCCGUCCAUGGCCGCCAGCCACUACCCGCUCCACUGUCUCCAUUCGGGGUCUCACUCGCACCACCAGCACGAUAACUCCCCGUACUCCGCUACGAACUCCUACAACAGAUCGCUACCAUACUCCUAUGUGAGUCAUUCCCACCACAGUCCAUACCUACCGUCUUACCACAGCAACAACACAGCCAGCCAAACUCGGUUAGAUGGCACAGAGCAGCAGAAAACGACAGUAAUUGAAAACGGCGAAAUUCGUUUUAAUGGCAAGGGAAAGAAAAUUCGCAAACCUCGGACGAUUUACUCCAGUUUGCAGUUACAGGCAUUAAAUCACCGCUUCCAGCAAACGCAAUACCUUGCACUGCCUGAACGGGCAGAGCUAGCUGCUUCACUCGGACUUACUCAGACACAGGUAAAAAUUUGGUUUCAAAAUAAGAGGUCAAAGUUCAAGAAGCUUCUGAAACAAGGGGGUAACCCUCACGAGACUGACCCACUGCCUGGUUCAAUCGCUCUCUCACCGCGAUCUCCGGCAAUCCCUCCAAUAUGGGACGUUUCGUCGAACACUAAAGGAGUAAACAUGCCCGCAAACAGCUAUAUGGCCGGCUAUUCCCACUGGUACUCUUCUCCGCAUCAGGACACAAUGCAGAGAUAGGUUUCCACGGAAAUCACUAUGUAUCUAGGCCCAAGGCCUGGGCACAGAGGUUCUAAUCCAAACCCGUUUUAUCUGCAUCAUUGAUUUCUGACAUUUGAAAAACAAGUGGCCGUCAAACACUGAAAGACAUUACAAAGGAAAGUUAGAACUUUUUAAGGACAACCGUGGAUGGGUGUUCUGAUGAGACAAAUUCCAAAGGAAUGAACAUUGCAGUUAAACAUUCUCUUGGUUGUUCAGUGGGAUAUCUCCUAUCUUGCUUCCUUUUUCAUUCUAAAGUGGACUUCAAUAACCAAACGCAACACGAAAAAGAAAUUGAACACGAAAGGGAUCAUUUCAGACAUUGUUCUCCAGAGACCAUACGAAAUCCAAUUUUAAGAUGAACCGAAACCUGUUAUCUUUGCAAUGCCACUGACCAUUUUAAACAUGCAAAGCGAGGCAGUGUGAAUAUGUAUAUAUUGUCCAAUUUUAGUUGUAUAUACUUUUUAUGUUUUUAUGUUUUGUCUUUCAUAUAUGGAGUAAAACAUGACUAAAAAUAACGUCUCAUGUGUUUGAUGCCGGAUAUACAACAAUGAAAUGUUGACAUCCUCCAAAUGGGAAAGGUGUAUAUUAAAUAUAGUGUUUAGUUUUAGAGGUGCGUUUGUCUUCGAUUGUGAAUAUCGAACUCCAACAUCUAAAUAUUAUUACGCUCCGUGCAUCUGAAUGUUAUUUACGCAUGCAAGACGUGGGCUUUAUAGUCACGUCGUAUGUUAAAUACCCUAAUAUGUUCAUAAAACAUGGCAUAAUUGGUCAUUUUAGAUUCGGUAGAUUUAUAACCCAAGGAAGACACACACACAUUUCUACCAAACGAUUAAAAGAGACAUUC